AUGGAUGCAACAACAACCAAGGCAGUGAAGCUUGAGGCUGCAGAAAGCAGUUACAGAGCCAAGGGAAGUACCAGAGGGAUCUCUAUCUUUGAUCUCGUUCUUCGAAUUGUGGCGAUUGUUGGGACUCUGGGAGCUGCUGUUGCCAUGGGAACCACUCAACAAACACUUCCCUUCUUCAGCCAGUUCGUCCAAUUCCAAGCUCAGUAUAAUGAUAUCGAUACCUUCACGAUGUUUGUGAUUGUCAAUUCCAUUGUUUGUGGAUAUCUUGCUCUAUCUCUGCCACUGUCCAUCUACCAUAUUGUCCGGAGCCGGGCUGGAAAGAGUAGGGUUCUGCUGCUCCUGUUGGACACGAUAAUUCUAUGCCUUCUUACCGCGGGAGCUUCAGCAGCAGCAGCAAUCGUAUACUUGGCGCACAAUGGGAAUUCCUCAGCUAAUUGGUUUGCAAUAUGCCAAAAUUUCCAGGACUUCUGUCAGCGCAGCUCGGGCGCUGUGAUUGGUUCUUUUGUCGCAGUUGCCGCCAUUAGUCUGCUCAUCAUUCUAUCUGGAUUUGCAUUAUCCAGGCGCUGA
Molecule: messenger RNA, 567 nt
Organism: Oldenlandia corymbosa var. corymbosa
Lineage: Eukaryota; Viridiplantae; Streptophyta; Magnoliopsida; Gentianales; Rubiaceae
Source: the annotation of a GenBank genome assembly